UAGGACUUCUACGCAAAUGUUUAUCAAAUAUUGAGGUUAAAACAUAGAGUAACCCCUAUUGGCUAAGUUAUCCCCAUCAAGGAAUUGAAAGAGAGAGACUCGCAGCAUCAAGCAGAGAUUUUUCCGGUGAAACGUGUCAAUAUCCGACGUGGCACACUAAAACCCUAGCUCAAACAAAAACCCUCGUUCCACUGUGUAGCUCAAACCUCAAAGACCCAAAAAUGGUUCGCAGCAUCAAAAACCCGAAGAAAGCCAAGAGAAAGAACAAGGCCUCGAAAGGAGAAGAUGGGUCUUCGUCUUCUUCGGGACCUUCGAUUCCGGCGAAGGUGUGGCAACCGGGUGUGGACAAACUGGAGGAAGACGAGGAGCUUCAGUGUGACCCUUCUGCCUACAAUUCUCUCCACGCCUUCCAUAUUGGGUGGCCCUGUCUCAGCUUUGAUAUUUUACGUGAUACAUUGGGUUUGGUUCGAACGGAGUUCCCACACACAGUGUAUUUCGUUGCAGGGACUCAGGCUGAGAAAGCUUCUUGGAACUCUAUAGGAAUAUUUAAAGUAUCUAACAUCACUGGGAAAAGACGCGAGCUAGUGCCUUCCAAACCUGCAGCUGAUAACUCUGAUAUGGAGAGUGAUGGUAGUGAUAGUGAUGAAGAUGGUGAAGAAGAGGAGGUUCAAGGAUCUGGGACUCCAAUUUUGCAGUUGCGCAAGGUAGCUCAUGAAGGAUGUAUUAAUCGGAUACGUGCUAUGGCACAAAAUCCCCAUAUAUGUGCAUCUUGGGAAGAUGCUGGUCAUGUGCAGAUAUGGGACUUCAGCUCCCAUUUGAGUACUUUAGCAGAAUCAGAAACGCAAGGUGCUCAGGGAGCUUCUUCAGUUUUCAGUCAGCCUCCACUAGUUAAGUUUAAGCACAAAGAUGAAGGCUUUGCUAUAGAUUGGAAUCCUCUUGUCCCAGGAAGGCUUGUAUCUGGGGACUGCAAGAGUUUUAUUCAUUUGUGGGAGCCUACAUCUGGUGCAACAUGGAAUGUUGAUACUACUCCGUUUAUUGGUCAUGCUGCGAGUGUUGAAGAUCUACAAUGGAGCCCUACAGAAGCCAAUGUGUUCGCCUCUUGUUCUGUGGAUGGAACUAUUGCAAUUUGGGAUACACGUUUAGGGAAGUCAGCAGCAGCAUCUUUCAAGGCACAUAAUGCAGAUGUGAAUGUCAUUUCAUGGAACAGGCUGGCUAGCUGUAUGUUGGCAUCUGGAUGUGAUGAUGGCACAUUUUCUAUUCGCGAUCUCAGAUUGCUCAAGGAAGGGGAUUCUGUAGUAGCACGUUUUGAAUACCAUAAACACCCUAUCACAUCCAUUGAAUGGAGUCAGCACGAAGCCUCCACUUUGGCUGUUUCAUCAUCUGACAAUCAGCUAACAAUAUGGGACCUCUCAUUAGAAAAAGAUGAGGAAGAGGAGGCAGAGUUCAGAGCUAAAACAAAAGAGCAAGUAAAUGCCCCUGAAGAUCUACCUCCACAACUUUUGUUUGUUCAUCAGGGUCAGAAGGACUUGAAAGAACUCCAUUGGCAUGCUCAGAUUCCAGGAAUGAUCGUAUCUACUGCAGCAGAUGGUUUUAACAUCCUGAUGCCUUCAAACAUACAGAGUACCCUCCCCUCAGAUGGUGCUUGAACAUCCAGUAUAUUUUUCCAAAGUAUUGCUGUGAUGGCAAGCGUCAGCUUCAUGUUUCUCAAGUGGCAUUGUUGUGAUGGCAGGCAUCAGCUGUUGAUCUGAUGCACACAUCUUGAAUCAAUUAAGAAUCAAGGGUAAUAUAUAUAUAUAUAUAUUUCUGAAUCCCCCUUUUUUUUUUCUUUUUUUUCUUUUUUGGGUGGAUGUUGGUGAUAAGAUUUACAGUUGGUCCCAAAAGUUCGGCGAAACCUCGAGUUGCUUCAAUUUUGUAAGUUUUAAAGUACUUGUCAUGACCAGCUAUUUAGUAUGGAUUGUCCGACAUGUUUUGAGGAACUCUUCUCGUGUCUAUGAUUACUGAUUCUUGUUAAUAAUAGAGAAACUGGCAGUUACAAA
Molecule: messenger RNA, 2036 nt
Organism: Alnus glutinosa
Lineage: Eukaryota; Viridiplantae; Streptophyta; Magnoliopsida; Fagales; Betulaceae
Product: protein HEAT STRESS TOLERANT DWD 1
Exons: 13
Coding region: 222-1646 (474 amino acids)
Molecular function (GO): protein binding
Source: RefSeq, a predicted model, not a curated record